ACAAGAAUUGUUAUUUUUAGCUCCGUGGCUCGUGUUGCAGCAGCGCCGGGGUCUGCAGGAGACCUUUUUCCUCCAUCCCGUUGCACUGGAGAAGGAAACCCUCUGAGUGAGCUUGGAGCUGCUGGGUGGUGGACUGAUAGUCAGCGAGGAGGAUAUAACGGACUGACAGAGCGGGGAGGGGAGCACCACGGCACAUCUGAUCACUGUAUAUCACCAUCGUCCCACAGACUCUCUGGUCGCUCCUGGAGAUGGCUAGCCCCGCAGCAGGUCGAGACGUCCCCAAUGCCCAAACGAGGGACGACUCGGAGCGCUUGGAGCCGCACCAUCCCGAACCAGCCUGUCAGGAGGCUCAGAAAUGGAUAGAGGCUGUCACAGGGAAAAGCUUCGGCGAGAGGGACUUCCGCAGUGGAUUGGAGAACGGCAUCCUGUUAUGCGAACUGCUGAGUGCAAUCAAACCAGGGCUGGUCAAGAAGAUCAACAGACUGCCCACCCCCAUCGCCGGCCUGGACAACUUGUCAGUCUUCCUGCGGGGCUGUGAGGAGUUGGGCCUGAGGGGCUCACAGCUGUUUGACCCUGGGGACUUGCAAGACACUUCAAUACGAGCUAACCUCAGGGACUCCGACUGCACCCGCAAACUCAAAAAUGUGUUGAACACAGUGUUCUGGCUCGGGAAGGCUGCUUGCGGCUGUGCCUCCUACAGCGGCCCAACUCUCAACCUCAAGGAGUUUGAAGGGCUUCUCGCUCAGAUGAAGGUGGAGGUAGAGAACGGAGGGGACAGUUCCCAGAAGCGCAGUGUCAGAGACAGCGGCUACGACUGCUGGGACUCUGAGAGGAGCGAGUCUCUCUCUCCACCACAACACACCCGCGACAACUCCUUAGACAGUUUGGACUCCUUUGGCUCGCGCUCACAGCACAGUCCUUCUCCUGACGUGGUGAAUCGAGGCAACAGUGAUGGGCGAGGCAGCGACUCAGAGGCCGAUGGCUCCAGCAGGAGGCCAGAUGUUCGGAAGGAUGACAUGUUGGCCAGACGGCAUGCCAGCAGUGAAGCGAGAAGCUCCAUUCCCUUUAACCAGUUUCUUCCAAACAGAACCAACGUUACUUCCUACAUCCCCACUCCACGACGGAAACCACAUACUGAAGAGGGAGAGCAACGAAGGAGUGUGAGCAUGGGUGACAUCCUUAACGAGGACGAGGUGGGACACUUACCUCCAAUGAGCCAAUCCAAAUAUGAGCGCAUGCACGAACAGUACAACAACUUCCCAGAAGAGGAGGACCACUGGAGAGACGACUUGGCCAAAUGGAAGACUCGGCGUCGCAGUGCGUCACAGGAGUUGAUUAAGAAAGAGGAGGAGAGGAAGAAGCUGGAGAAAAGGCUGAAGGAGGAGGGAAGUGACAGCAACAAGAGGAAAAGUAUAAAGACCUAUAAGGAGAUCGUGGAGGAGAAGGAGCGCAGAGAGCUAGAGCUUUGUGACGCCUACAGGAAUGCAGCAACUCCAGAGGAGGCCGCCAUGGUUUUGCAACGCUACGCCCUUCGCUUUACAAUCAGUGAUGCAACAUUGGACAGCCUGAAACUUCCAAGAUCCACUUCAAAACCCAACCAGGAGCACAAAGAUCACAAAACAUUACCUGUUAGUGAAACUGAAAAAUCAGAGCCUCUGCAGCACAAACCAGAACCAGCUGCGAUAACGGACCUGAGCUGCACAAAACCUGAAGAGAUGGAGUCAGACAGAACCGCACAAGAAGAGACAUCAGACUCUGUCUCCUCCAGCACCACAACACCCAGCAGUCCCCUAACCCCGGUCAUUAACUCAGACCCUAAACCGCCUCAGUCACUGCAGCUCCAUGAACCGCAAACAAAAGCUGCAGAUUCUCCAAACACACAUCAGAAAGAAGCUGCUGCUGAGGAAGCAAAGCUGCAGACAAAUCACACUCCUCCUCAGACUGCACAUGUGAAGCCUCACACCACACAGCCUGGGCACACACUCCCCUCCCCUUCAUCUGUACCCUCAAGACCUGUCCCCAUACUGGCAGCCAAACCCUACUGCCAGCCCAAGAGCGCACAGGCCGGCCACAAGCAUGUCAAGAUGGAUGGGCUGGUGCGAGUGAACGGAGAGACAACGGAGGAUAUAUCUACACCCACGACGCCCUCCCCACAAGAGAUCAAAGAUGUUCCCCCCAAACAGACAGAAAAAGAGGUUCCCUCUGAGCAAUCUGCGACAAAUCAGAAGGCAGCAGAGCAGACGACUCCUCCGCAGAUACCACUUCCCCAGCCACCACCUCCUCAGAAAACCCCUCAACAGCCACCACCUCCUCAGACAACCCCUCAACAGCCACCACCUCCUCAGAAAACCCCUCAACAGCCACCACCCCCUCAGACAACCCCUCAACAACCAUCACCUCCUCAGACAACCCCUCAACAGCUACCACCUCCUGAGACAACCCCUCAACAGCCUCCACCUCCUCAGACAACCCCUCAACAGCCACCACCUCCCAAGACAACACCUAAACAGCCACCACCUCCUGAGACAACCCCUAAACAGCCACCACCUCCCCAGAAACCACUUCCCGAGACACCACCUCAGCAGACAUCCCCUUCUCAAACCGAAAAGACAGCCUCGUCUUCAGCCUCUGCCAUCAGCUCCCUGAUUGGAGGCCGGAACUGUAUCAUCACGACAACUAUCGUGACUGAGCUCACACAAACUGUUGUGGAGCCUCUUCAGCCGGACAUCCAAAGCAAUGGACAGGUCAAUGGUGCGACUGUGUUUUCUGAGAGACCAUCAGAGGAAACUCAGACUCCGCCAGCCACGUCACCAAACAGCAUGCAGGACUACUCUCCCACAGUCACAGAAGGACUCGAGGAGAGCAGUGUGUCCAUUGAGACCCCCAUGUUGAACUUGGCUAAACGUGUAAAUCACUGGGUCUGGGACCCCAAUGAGGAGCGUAAACGCCUGGAAAGGUGGCAGCAGGAGCAGGAGCGCCUCCUACAGGAACAAUAUGAGAAAGAACAGGAGAAGCUGAAGAAGGAGUGGGAGAAGGCACAGAUAGAGGUGCAGGAGGAGGAGAGGAAGCAUAAUGAGGAGGAGAGAAAGAUCCUAGAGGAGACUGUUACACCCCUCAAUCCCACGGGCGUAAUAAACCCACAGUCAGAGCAGUCAGUGCCGACUUCUUCAUCUACUGAAAACGAGAAAAAAGCAGACACUUUUCCUGUGCAGCUAAACGGCCAAAGGAUCUCCACAGGGAGCGAGGAUCAGCAUGCUACCAAGCUGCAUUUUUUCCAGGAAUCUGCAGGUGAUAGUGAAACUUCAAAGAAACAGGAACUUUGGAAGACAGCUUCUCUUGACCGCAACCCUCAACUAAACCAGCCACACAUUGUUAAAAGGUCUGAAUCACAAGACGGUGUAACAAACAAACAGAAGCCCUCCCCUUCAGCACCUCACCCUCCCUCCCCCACCAGGUGUGUUAGUGGGAAGAGACUCUGCUCUGGUUGUUCUCAGCCGCUGGGAAAAGGAGCUGCCAUGAUCAUUGAUACACUGGGACUAUUUUUCCACAUACAAUGUUUCAAGUGUGGAGUGUGUAAAGGGCAGCUGGGCGAUGCCACUACAGGGACAGAUGUACGAAUUCGAAAUGGACUGCUGAGCUGUCAUGAGUGCUACAUUGCAUCUCGGGGCAGAGGUCAGCCUACCACACUAUGAUGACCUGCAUUUUAACCUGAACUGGACCUGGAAAUGAAAUUGGAACUGGAACCCACACCACGGAUGACAGUGAUUGGGUGAAGAAGGAUUCUGGAACCUUGACUCACAUUUUGGGACAUUCUGGAAUGCUCUGGGAAUCUUUGUGGAACUUUGGAGUACUAAUCGUCUUUUCCCUGACAUGCACAAACAGCUUUAUGGAUAUUAUUAAAAGUGAAACUGGACCGA
Molecule: messenger RNA, 3917 nt
Organism: Notolabrus celidotus (New Zealand spotty)
Lineage: Eukaryota; Metazoa; Chordata; Actinopteri; Labriformes; Labridae
Product: LIM and calponin homology domains-containing protein 1-like
Exons: 22
Coding region: 249-3692 (1147 amino acids)
Biological process (GO): positive regulation of stress fiber assembly; regulation of focal adhesion assembly
Cellular component (GO): stress fiber
Molecular function (GO): myosin II head/neck binding
Source: RefSeq, a predicted model, not a curated record